Molecule: messenger RNA, 2500 nt
Organism: Melanotaenia boesemani (Boeseman's rainbowfish)
Lineage: Eukaryota; Metazoa; Chordata; Actinopteri; Atheriniformes; Melanotaeniidae
Gene: adrb1
Product: adrenoceptor beta 1
Exons: 1
Coding region: 56-1249 (397 amino acids)
Biological process (GO): adenylate cyclase-activating adrenergic receptor signaling pathway; positive regulation of heart rate by epinephrine-norepinephrine; norepinephrine-epinephrine-mediated vasodilation involved in regulation of systemic arterial blood pressure
Cellular component (GO): membrane
Molecular function (GO): beta1-adrenergic receptor activity
Source: RefSeq, a predicted model, not a curated record
UUUGCACAGCUUGGAUGAACUCGACCUGGUCUCACACACAGCGCAGCAGCCCGUCAUGGGAGACGGUGGCGCGUCGUCGCCAGUGAACCUCCACAAUGGCACGGGGAGCGAGGCGUCUGACUCACCGGGCUCCGCUCCAGGAGCAUCCGAGCAGUGGAUGGCGGGGAUGAGCCUGGUGAUGGCUCUAAUCGUCCUGUGUAUUGUGUUUGGAAAUAUCCUGGUUAUUGUGGCCAUAGCAAAGACGCAGAGGCUGCAGACGCUCACCAAUGUGUUUAUCGUAUCGCUGGCAAGCGCAGAUCUCAUCAUGGGUCUGCUGGUGGUGCCAUUUGGCGCUGCGCUCGAGGUGCGCGGCUCGUGGCUGUAUGGCUCCUUUUUUUGCGAGUUUUGGAUUUCCGUCGAUGUCCUCUGCGUCACUGCCAGCAUAGAGACCUUGUGCGUUAUCGCCAUAGACAGGUACGUGGCCAUCACCUCACCUUUCCGCUACCAAAGCUUGCUGACCAAAGCUCGUGCCAAAGCGGUGGUGUGCGUGGUCUGGGCCAUUUCUGCGCUAGUCUCCUUCCUGCCCAUCCUGAUGCACUGGUCCCGCGACAGUGUGGACACAGAUUGCUACGAGGACCCUGAGUGUUGCGACUUUGUCACCAAUAGGGCAUAUGCGAUCUCCUCAUCCAUCAUUUCCUUUUACAUUCCUCUCCUGGUUAUGAUUUUUGUUUACGUGCGCGUGUAUAGAGAGGCGAAACAACAACUAAAGAAGAUCGACAAGUGCGAAGGCAGGUUUCACAACACCUUAACUGGACUCACCUCCAAGUGCAAGAAGAGACCGUCCAAGAUCCUGGCACUCAGGGAGCAAAAGGCGCUCAAAACUCUCGGCAUCAUCAUGGGGACGUUCACUCUGUGCUGGCUGCCCUUCUUCAUAGUAAACGUCAUGCGGGUGUUUAGCGCAGAGAUAGUGGACAAGGACCUCUUCGUGUUCCUGAACUGGCUGGGUUACGUGAACUCAGCCUUUAACCCCGUCAUUUACUGCCGGAGCCCGGACUUCAGAAAAGCUUUCAAGAGGUUGCUUUGUUGCCCGAGGCAGGCCGACCGCAGACUGCACAUCAGCUCCUGCGACCUGUCACGGUGCUCCGGUGGGUUCGUGUCCGCUUUGGAGCCCGGUACACUGGAGAUGUGGUCAGACUGCGCCGGCUUAGACAACAGCGACAGCAGCCUGGUGAUUACCACAAAGCUGUCUCACUCUGAAUCACAGCUGUAAAAGAAAAAGAAGAAAAAGAAGAAAAUAAAAGAAUAAAUAAACAUUCUCGAAGCGGCAAGAAGAAAAGAAAGAAAGAAAGAAAGAAAAAACAGGCAACUUGUUCAUCUCUUUGGGGAAAGUACGCGCAAGAGAUGCAUCGGUACUUUCUCGUCUGGCGGGCCAUUAGUUGGGCUCAAAUGUCUGACCAAUUCUUGGAAAAAAGAAAAAGAAAGAAAAAUUAGAUAGUCCCUAAAAUUUGCUGGAGGUAAAACCAAACAUGUUUUUAGACGAGGAAGCGCGCUCUAAUCAGGAGAGCGCACGCUCUGGUUUAUUCUUGGUACAGGCUAUUGUUGUUGUUGUUAUUACUAUUAUUAUUAUUAUUAUUAUUAUUAUUAUUAUUAUAAAUAUGAUGGCUAAAGUAUUGAAACACGCAUUGAUGAUGAUUGUGAUGGGCAACAAUUUAAUCUAAAGAUGAUAGCUCAGACGUACUAUUGAAAAAAAAAUCUUUUUUUAAGCGUUGGACAAGAGCAAAGCAUUUGUCAGUGAUCAUAUUGUCAGUAUUAGCUCACAAUCUGUUUUUACCUCACAGGCAUCGGCAAGUGCAAUUUGUACGGCAGGUACUUGUUUAUAUUAAACAUUGUGUAAAAUAGAUGUUUAUUUAUUUUGAGCUGUGUUUUACAACUAAACAGGUGAAUGAAGGGUUGAAGCCCGUUGUAUAUAUUGGCGGGGGUGGGGGGGUGUUGAGCAUCAGUCUGUUUCUGGCUUUCCAUGCUAUUGUGAGGUGGUGCUUUAAAGUCUGUGAAAAUAAAAAGGAAGUUUUAUUGUGUUGUUUUAUUUCCUGAGAAUGAUCAUUGCCGUAGUAAAAUUAUGUCUGAAAUACUGCUAAUUCUAUACUUGGCUCAUGUAUUCUUAAAUCUUUUAAAACGUUGACAAUAAAACAGACCUUUUCCUUAAGCAGCAAGUCAUUUAGAUAUAAACCAGGAUGGGAUGUUAAAUAGCUCUCUGCUGACUGGACUGCUGAGAACAGCUGGAAUCUGAUGAUAAGCCACAAAAAUCUGAUUUUUAAACUGGGGAUUUGAACUGUUUCUAUGUACCAAGGAUUUUCACUUCUUUUUCACCCUGAAACUAAAGCAUACCUGGAAUUCAGCCAUUAUUUGCUUUAUUAUUCAGGCUACACGUGCAACCCAUGCUGCUUGUUUUUCAUGUUGUGGCAUAUGACAGCAUAACCUGUGUUUAGUUGAUCAGCUUGUGAAAAAAUACAUUUGUAUCACA